AUGCAGGAUGGGACCUGGCAGCACUGUCCUCGGACAGCUAACAAUGCGGCCGACCUGAUGGCAAGGUCGGAGACUAGGUGGAAUGAACGCUGUGUAUGGGUGGAUCGACCCCCGAAUUUCUUGGUUGAUCAGCUUAAACUGGAUGAUGUAACCAUCUUAACUGAUUAA
This is a messenger RNA of Linum tenue, 168 nucleotides long. NCBI's taxonomy places the organism in Eukaryota, Viridiplantae, Streptophyta, Magnoliopsida, Malpighiales, Linaceae. The record is from the annotation of a GenBank genome assembly.